AUGAGCAAAGAUGCGGAGCCCGGAACCGAGCAAGAAGACGGUCCCCUCGCCGAUCCGCUCGAGGCCGACGACGGCGGAGAGCGUCUCAUUGCCAAGGAACUGAACAGUCGCAAGGAUGGCCAGGAAUCGGAGCGUAAAGACACAGUGGCAGAGGACACCCACGAUACCCUCAAGUACCAGCUCCUCGGGCCCAGCUUAACGAAAGCCGGACAAGACUCUGUCGACCAGACAAAGGUCGCCGAAAUCAUCUACAACGCCUCCCGCGGGUCCAAAUUCUUCAACCACGAAGAGUCCCGCGACAAGGUCCUCACCGAAAAGAUUGACCGGAUCCUCGCGCGCAAGGACCGCCUCACACCCCAGGAGCUCGCCCGCUACCGCCGCGAGGCCGACGCCUAUCUAGAGCAGCUGGAGCUCACCCGGGAUCUGUCCCAGCACAUUGUCCACGUCGACUGCGAUGCCUUUUUCGCCGCCGUCGAGGAGCUCGACAGACCCGAGCUAAAGGACGUCCCCUUUGCCGUAGUACGAGUCCUCACCACCUGCAACUACCACGCCCGCCGCUUCGGCGUCCGCUCCGGCAUGGCCUCCUUCGUCGCCAUGAAACUCUGCCCCCAGCUCAUCCUCAUCCCCAACAACCACGAAAAAUACCGCGCCAAAGCCGCCGAGGUCCGCGACAUCUUCGCCGACUACGACCCUCGCUUCGAGAGCGCCUCCAUCGACGAGGCCUACCUCAACGUCACCGCCUACUGCGCCGCCCACCCGGACCCGGACACCGGCCAGCCCGCCGACCCCGCCGCCGUCGUCGACCGCAUGCGCCGCGAGAUCCACGAGCGUACCCGCGUCACCGUGUCCGCCGGCAUCGCCCCCAACGCCCGCCUCGCCAAGGUCUGCUCCAACCUCAACAAGCCCAACGGCCAAUACGUCCUGCCCAGCCACCGCGCCGACGUCGUGCGCUUCGCCGCCGACCUGCCCACCCGCAAGCUCUCGGGCAUCGGCCGCGUCAUGGAGCGCGAGCUCGCCGCCGUCGGCAUCGCCACCCUCGGCGACGUCUACGCGCGCCGCGACCUCGUCAAGCCCCUCUUUGGCGACAAGGCCUACGCUUUCCUCAUGCACGCGUACCUCGGUCUCGGCCGUACCCGCAUCCAGCCCGCCGAGGAGUACGUCCGCAAGAGCGUUGGCACCGAGCGCACCUUUCACGCGAUUUCCGGCCCCGACAAGCUCCGCGAGCGCUUGCGCAGGACCACCGAGGACCUCGAGGCCGAGCUCGCCAAGGCCGGCGUCCGCGGCCGCACCGUCGUCCUCAAGGUUAAGCUCCACACCUUUGAGGUCCUCACCCGCCAGGUCGUCGCGCCCCGGCCCGUCCACAAGGCCGACGACCUCUACGCCCUCGCCCUCCCCAUCCUCGCCAAGCUCGAGGCAGAGGCCAAGGCCGGCCAGCCAACCACCUCAGCGACAACCACCGCCACCGCCACCGCUACCGCUACCACCACUCCCGGCGGUGCCCCGCAACCCGUCACCAGUGGCCUCUGCAUCCGCCUCAUGGGCGUACGCUGCACCCACCUCGUCUCCGACAAAAAGCCCAACACCAUGGCCUUCUUCGGCCUCCGCACCGACGACGAGUCCCACCCCCACCACAACCACAACAACGACCCCCAAAUUCAUCCCAGACCUCGACGAAGACGGCUGGGAAAAGUGGCCCCCGCAAGACCUCGACCUCCCCUGCCAGACACCACCCUCGACUCCCCGGAAGCCACGACCCCCAACCCACAAGAAGAAGAAGAAGAAGAAGCCCGCUCCCCUCCCGCCCCCAGCCGCUGGGACUGCCCCGUCUGCGCCCGCCCCCAACCCGCCGACGAGCGCCUCUUCAACGAACACAUGGACCUCUGUCUCUCCCGCCAAACCAUUCGCGAGGCCCUUCACGACGAGGGCGACCUCGUCGACGCCCGUGAUCAGAUGCACCACGCGCAGCAGCAGCAGCAGCAGCAGCAGCGUGUCGCCCUCCGGCCAGAGUCGAAUCCGCACACGAUCCAAAAUGACGGAAAGACCCCGAUGGCGGCCCUUGAGCAUGACGCCCGCGAGAACGAGCCUGCUCAUGGCGUUCCACCCGCCCGCGAGGCUGACGGACGCGCGGGACAGGCCGAGGGACAGACCAACGCAGCAAUACGCCGAGACAACCUCGAAGGCGAGGUGGAAGAUGUUGACGGGGGACGGUGGAACUCUUCGUGGUCCAUGGGGUCCGAGUCCGACGCAUGGCCGCCGUAG
This is a messenger RNA of Parascedosporium putredinis, 2259 nucleotides long. The record is from the annotation of a GenBank genome assembly. NCBI's taxonomy places the organism in Eukaryota, Fungi, Ascomycota, Sordariomycetes, Microascales, Microascaceae.